Molecule: messenger RNA, 3264 nt
Organism: Schizosaccharomyces cryophilus OY26
Lineage: Eukaryota; Fungi; Ascomycota; Schizosaccharomycetes; Schizosaccharomycetales; Schizosaccharomycetaceae
Product: SAGA complex bromodomain subunit Spt7
Exons: 12
Coding region: 157-3201 (1014 amino acids)
Biological process (GO): regulation of transcription by RNA polymerase II
Cellular component (GO): SLIK (SAGA-like) complex; SAGA complex
Molecular function (GO): protein heterodimerization activity; structural molecule activity
Source: RefSeq, a predicted model, not a curated record
GCUAGCUACUCACUUAAUAUCCUUAUUCUGUUCCAAGUAAUUAGAACGCGACGUCCAUAACUUAUAGCCAUUUAAAAUUUAGGGUAUUUUCGAGCUGGUUUAACGAAUAAGUAAUAGAGUUGAAUGUCUUGUUAUAAAUUCAAAGACUAGCAUUGGAUGGACAGGAAUCUUGAAGACGCGAAGACGUUGGACGAGCCAAUUCUUCAUAGCUUAGCAAUUGCUCUUCUAAAGAACGAAUAUUGGAGUCUUUAUUUAACUCCAGAACAAAAACGGAAAUAUAUAAAUAUCAUUAAUGAUGUACGGUUGUGGAAUCGAUUUAUAAACGUGAGAAACUGGGAUACACUAUGCGACGAAAAAGACCCUUCAGGAGGCAGUGAGGAAGAUGAGGAGCUAGACAUGACAACUCUAUUUCGAUGCCGAUGUAUGUUAUAUGACGCUCAAAUUAAUGGUGGAUUGUUCGCUACACGAAACGCUGAAGGUCCUUCCAGUCAAGUAACUAAGGAGAAUGAGAAGGAUAUACCUCAUGAAACUCAGAAUAUCGAGCAAAGCGAAGAAGAGAAAAAGAAUGAAAUAGAACAAGACUCGAGGAAGAAGAGUUCAACUCGAGAAAUUAACGAGAACGACUAUGACGAACCUGACAGCGAUGCUAAUCAGCCCAAAAAUGACGAAAAACAGGAAGCUAGUGGAGCUUCAUCUCGUUCGUUUGUAGACUUAGAGUCCAUCGAUAUUGAUGAUAUGGACGUUUCAGGAUCAAGCACUAUUGAGUCUAGCAAGGUUCUUAGCAAUAUUGCCUAUAACUAUGUGUAUUAUACCCUAGAAGAUGAUUUACUCGAUCAAGAUGAAGUUGAGAAAUUAGAGACUGAUGGUCCAUCUUCACCUGGGAAAGCUUCAUUUCCUCAAAAUUCUUCCGAUACUUCAUGGACUGAAAAUUUUUCUCAACUACAUUCCAAAUUUGGCCAUUUUACUGCGAAUUUCAAGAAUCUCUUGAAAUAUCUUGAAAACAACCGAAACGUAGUUGGUGCUUCUGACGCUGAAAUCAAACAGUUGCUUGCGGAUGUCCGAAAAAGCAGAUCAAAAUGGGCAAAUGAACAAAGAAUAGGGCAAGAGGAAUUAUAUGAGGGCGCUGAAAAAGUCAUUAUGCACCUUCGUAAUUACACUGAGCAUUCCUUGCCUUUUUUGACAAAAGUCAGCAAGCGCGAUGCACCUGACUACUACAAUGUUAUCAAAGAGCCAAUGGAUUUGGGAACAAUGCUUCGGAAAUUAAAAGCACUGCAGUAUAACAGUAAAAAAGAAAUUGUUCAUGAUUUAAUGCUUAUUUGGUCUAAUUGCUUAACAUAUAAUUCACAUCCGGAACAUCCGCUACGAGCUCAUGCUUUAAUUAUGAAAAAAAAGUCGCAAGAGCUACUCAACAUCAUUCCAGAUAUCGUAAUUCAGUCUAGGAAAGAUUACGAUGAAACUUUGAUGGAAGCAGACCUUGAGAGUGACGAAGAAUCCAGCGAAAAAACUUCAAAGCAUACUACAUCAAAGAAAACCUCAUCGAGAGGUGGACAAAGCAAGCGAUCUGUUGAAGUACACACUGACGUCCCAAAUAGUCCUGAUGAGGGCGAUAAACAAGGGCGAAAAGAAGAAGAUCAGCAAAAGAAGGAAGAAAGUUCACAUUUACCUCCUUCCUCUGAAUUUGCUGAAAUUCCCGAAGAGAAACGCUCUGCGGAAGAAGAAAAUACCGCUCGUGCUCAAAAUGAGAUUGAGGAUAAAGUUGUCUCCGAUGUUGCACAUGAAUUUUGGAAAAAUAAUUCAAAGUCUAGACGUUUUGAAUGCAUUAUGCGGAAUAGGAAUAUGCUUGGAAAUUUGAAUGCUGUUGAAAAUCCCUCUUUGUCUUGUAGGUCUCCUGAAGCCAUGACAUCUUUUAUGAAUAGAGAAAAAGCUUACGAAAAAUUUUCUGCACGCUCAGAAAGUUUAAGUGGUAUAUUGGAUGUCUCCAAUUUAAGCUCUAAUUACGACUCUCUAUUCGAAUACGAUGUAGCUUCAGGAGUUCCUGUUCAUUAUUUUGCCGAGAGCAAUGUCGGACCUACUGAAGAUGGAGUCUUCAAUAAUUACCUACUUUGGGAAAUGAAUCAUCAAUCGCCAGGACUUUCCUCUUCUAUUUACAAGAAUAUAUCGAAAAUGCAGCAGAUACGAAAGCUGUGUAAUAAAAUUCAGACAGUUAGGCAGAUGCAACUUCCGCAACCGUUUUACUCUGAUUAUUAUCGAAGUAACAUUCCUUUCGCCAAUGAGGAAUCGAUUUUAUUAGACGUUCCGCAAAACUUUGAAGAAGUUUCCGAUUUUCAACCUGUUGCUCAUGGGAUUUUAAAGAAACUCUGUUCAGUAAUUCUAUUUCACGCUGGAUUCGAUUCUUUCCAUUCCGAGGCCUUAAACGCAUUGACGGAUGUAGCAGCAGAUUACAUGAAGAAUGCUGGUACUUUGAUGAAGAAGUAUUUAUCGGAGAAGCAAAAGGAUUCCAAAGAAGAAAUUAUCAAUCAAACCCUUCAAGAGCUCGGUGUAUCUGGUCCGGAAACAUUGGUUUCUUACGUAUUUGAUGACAUUAAACGCUAUGGUAUUAAAUUGGAUGAAGUUCAUCAGAGGCUGCAUAGACAUCUCGUAGAGCUUUUACGGCCCGCACUUUCAACUACGAAUGAUGAAGAGGAAAUUUUUGGACGAGAUAGUGAUUCAUUUAUAACAGGAGGAUUUUCAUAUGAUACCGGAGAUGAUUUCUUUGGAUUACGAGAACUAGGUUUAGAGAAAGAACUCGGGUUGGAUUCAUUGUCUGUACCUUUGCAUCUAUUGCAAAGUAGGCUGAGACUUAAUAUGAGUCAGCAGCCAGAACUAACCACUGAAAAUACAAAAGAAUACCCUCCUGCUCCCAGAUACCCACCGAUUACCAGAGAGAGUCUGAAGGACGAAAUUGGCCUUAUCCAAGGCUUUCUGUCUUCAAGGAUGGAUGAGUUUGGCCUAAAUGAAUUAAUUGAGGAUGAAGAUAUUCGGCCUCGAAACAAGCCUCCACGGCCUCGAUUACCUCCCAAUGGAAAGAUCACGACUGGGAGAAAACGCAUUGCAUCCUCCGUGUUUUUGAAUCAGUCUUUACGGAAGAAGAAAUGCUUAAAAAAUGCUGAAGUAUCACAAUCCAACGAGAUGCCAUCUACUGUGCAAGAAGAGAAAGCAUAAGGUUAUUUAUUUUCAAUUUUAAGUUUUGAGAUGUUUAAUUUUCUAAAUGUACAUAAUCUCCCG